CACACGCGGCACGGCUGUGCAGGUUGCGUCAGACUCCCUCCCCUCUGUCUGUGUCUGUCGGUCAGGGCUCGCGCUGUGUGUGAUUAGUCGCCAUGGUGGCCGCUCCCGGUUUCAGCAGCUCACACGGCGCCUCGGCUCCAGCCUAAUGUGUGACCGGGACACGUCCUCCUCCCCGGGGCUCCGGGCGCUGCUCGGCCGCCUCCUGCACGGCCUGCUCCCCUACCGCCUGCUCCAGCUGCUGGGAGCGGCCCUGUCCUACCUGAUCGGACCGUGGGGGGACGCCAUCCUCUCCUUCCUCAGCCCUGACUGCGUCCUGUCCGCGCCGGGGGAGGAGGCCGGCUUCCAGGACAUGAUGGAGGUGCUGUUCAGCCCCGGCCCCGGCGGCAUGGUGUCCUGGGUGGAGGGUAAGGGGCUGGAGACAGACCCCCUGUGCGAGUUCCCCUCUCAGGGCGACAACUGUCUGCAGAUACAGUACUCCCCGGAGAAUGGCUUCUGCUUCCUGCACAAUAACCGGGCCUGGGAAGAGCUCGGCCCAAACAAGAGCCGGGCCUGGGAAGAGCUCGGCCCAAACAAGAGCCGGGCCUGGGAAGAGCUCGGCCCAAACAAGAGCCGGGCCUGGGAAGAGCUCGGCCCAAACAAGAGCCGGGCCUGGGAAGACCUCGGCCCGAACUGGCCCCAGGACCUGCUCAAAGAGUACAACCAGGUGAGCCCAACACUGCACGUGUCUAUAGGGGGUAUCAUUCUAGAUUUGAACCAGGACCUGCAAACAGCUGAAGAAAUAAUCACCGGUCUGCAUGAGAAGCUCCACAAGGAGAUGGCCGAACCGUGCCAGCUGGCUGCAGAUGUUCCCAGCCAUACUGAGAACUUAGGAGGAGACCAGGAGCUAAAACUAGUCCAGCAGCUGUCAAUCCCAUUAGACAGCCAGGAGCCUGCAGGAUGUCCAUUAAAUAAUGAUGACCUUAGCCCAGAUCAAGGCUACAGUAGUUUAGAAGAUUGGAAAUACUCAGAUCUUGUUUGUACUUCAAACAAGGUGCAAGCUGGCAUGCUAGAGGUCUGUGUGCCUGAUGGGGAUCAAGUGGCUUGCAACGUGCUAACAGAGCUACAGAACCUUAGUACAAAUGAAAAUGGAAUCAUUGAAUCCUGUCAGCAGGAUAGUGAUGAGUCUGACUCAGACCUUGAAGAGGAUGUACCAGUGUCCCAUCCAGUGUGUAACAAUAAAUAUAUUGGGUAUAUUUUGGGCACUGUAGUCAGCGAUGAGGAAAGUGAGGACUUGAGUUCUUGCUCAGAUGAGGAAAACUCAGCUGAUGAUGAUGGGUUUGACAGUGAAGGGUCUGUGUCAGAUACUGACAGUGGGGCUGAAGAUACAGAAGGAGUAGAACUUUGGAAUUCAUUUUAUACAGAAGAUCCUUAUAAUCCCCAAAACUUCAGUGCAGUACAGCAUACAGGUACAUCUGCUGAAGAAAUUUCACAUGUAGCUCAGGAGCGUGAGGAUGUCCCAUCAGAUGAAGAGUCAUGGUGUGAUAGUGAUGCUCUCUCCACUAGUGAUAGUGAAGAUGAAUGCUGUGUAGAUGAGGAGGAAAACCUUAAACUUUGGAACUAUUUCAAUAAGUCUGAUGACCCAUAUAACCCUCUAUGUUUUAAGGCAUCAGUUCAUUCAGCUGAUGUUAAAAGACAUCAAAGAGAUGGAACCAGCAAAAAUACCAUUUUUAUUUCGGAAAGCAUCCAAAACUGCAAAUUAUCUACUACUUGUUCCAAAGAAGAACUGCCACGGUUUAAUAAGAAACUUAUCUUGCCUGUGGAGAAUAGUUGUGCCAUUUUUUCAAAGAAAAAGGUAUAUACCCCAUUACAUAAAUUGUUGUGUAGCAGUACAUUUGUGAAUCCCAUGUGUAUAAUCAAUAUGAGGUUUCAUUUGCACUAUAGCCUUAUUGACCGUAUUCUAUUAGUGCAGGUUUAAGACUAUUUAGAUACAUAUUUUGGACUUCUGUCAGGAACCACCCAAAUAUCAGUAUGGUAAUGUUGGACUAAUCUCAACCUUACAUGUUUUAGAAUGGUAACUCACUUAUGACUCCUCUUGUGUAUACUACAGUGAUGGUUAAUUUUGAUUCACCAGGUAGCUGGCUGAGCAUCAUUGGUAAUAUAGUUGCAAUAGUGCCAAAGAUUAACCAUAACACAAUGCACACUGUAAGUUAACAGAAUGUAGCCUUAAAUAUUGAUGUUGCUUUAUAGUCCUUUUAAUAGUGAAGGUUUUUUUUUGUGUGUGUACAUAUACGCCCUAAUUUGAAUUAUAAAACAAACUGAAUGUUUCAUGAUUAUAGUUGCCAACAGACCUUCAGUGGACUGUUGGGGUUAUGGUGCUUGGUCCUUUAACCCCUUAAGGACACAUGACAUGUGUGACAUGUCAUGAUUCCCUUUUAUUCCAGAAGUUUGGUCCUUAAGGGGUUAAUCAUGGAAUGUAAAGGCUAAAGCAAGCUUAGCUGAUUUUAUCAAAGUAUGCUAAGAAGUGGUAAACAAAAUAGACAAGGGUUCACCACUGGAAUGGGCCUGCUGGUCACUCCACUUUACGUACUGUUGGGCUUUUAAUUUUUUAUUGUUUUUAAAUAAAACAAUAUGAGAAAUUUCCCCCUAAGUAUCUAUUACACUCAUGAAAUACUGAGCACUGCAGUUGCCAUUGUUCAUAGCCAGUUUUGCAACAUUUGGUUUUUAUUUUCCUUACUGUACCUUUUUUUUACUCAUUUUGUGACCUUUAGGUUUGCAGUACCCAGUUAUUACAUUUAGAGGUGUUUCACUACAACAAAGAUUUUCUUCAUCUUAAAGGGACAUGCAUCACUUUGAGACAACUGUCUCAAAAAGGUGGGGGUGGCGGGACAUGAAAAUAAACUUCUAGUUGACUCAUGCGCAAUAGCACAUUCUGACCAUGUUUAUAGUAGGUUUAUAAACUUUUACAUACUUUUCAAAAAUUCUUGUUUGGUUUGUACAUUUGAAGUUUUUGCUGACUAAAAUAAACUGUCAAAUGAUGUAUGUCCCUUUUUGAAGCUCCGAGGAAAUUUUACAUGAGUAAAUUCUAGAACAUGACUCUAGUCGAGUUUGACUAACUUUUGAAAUUGAGGAAUUUCCGCUAUUUAACUUGCAAAUGACACGUACCCUAUUUCAAAUGAAUGGAAAAUAUUUGUUAGUGCUGCUCAUGUAAGAAACUUCCAUUUCCUCCUUCCUUCUAGCAUUGCAGCUUACAGUCACUUGCCUUCUAGAAAAACUGCAUUGUUUGUGUUUUAGUGUCAUUGAACCUCUGGCAACCCAUUGAAAGACAUUGUAAAGUAGGAGAUAGCUCAAACUAAUAAUGUUCAACAAGAUCUAUAAUGGAGGAAAUAUAACUUAUCUGUGUAAAGCGGACCUAUUUCUUUUAAACUUUGCCCUUUGUUAAUGAGUUUUAGGACUCCGUCAAGUUGUCUAGGAAAUGUAUAAAUGUUUUUUAUAGAUACAUGGAAUAUGACCUAAUAUUGCAAUAUUUCCAUGUAUUAAAGGAGCACUAUAGUGUCAGGAAUACAAUCUAACUAGGUCACCACUCUCCCUCAGAGUACUUUUUUCCAACGCUUCAUCAAUGUUGUGGCUGCUGGCUCAAUAUUGAUGAUCUCAGCCAAUCCAAUGCUUUCUCAUAGAAAAGUAUUGGGAGGCUAUUGUGCAUGUGUGGCAAAAUGCUGGCUCAAUAUUGGGAACGUUCAGUAUCUCCACACAGGGUGUGUAGACACUAAACGCCAGUACUGCACACUGUACCAAUUGCCGUCUGAUGGCUAUAGUGUUGCUUUAAUUUUACCUUAGUCUAUAUUAUUUCUAAUGGUUUACUAAGGUUGUGGGAUCUGCCCAUAUGUUGGUAUUGUAACACCUUAUCUGACCGCAUAUCUUAAUCUGUAAUACCUUGGUACUUGUUUUGAUGUAAAGGUCAUUUUCAAUUGAUUUUAUUUUGGAGAUUUUACAGAACAAGUGCAGCUGUCAGUAAGAUUACCUUUUUCAACUGUAACAUGCAUAUUUUUGCAGGAAAAUUUUCUUUUUAAAAUCAUAUUCAUAUUUGUACUCUUCCAUUACACUAGUUCAGUCCCGCACUAGCUAAUAAAGCUAUAGUGCCACCUUGCUAGGCUAGUCUUUGAGAGCCAGUUUGUGAUUGUUAAAGGGAUACUAAUAUGCACCAAAACCACUUCAACUCAAUUAAGUGGUCUGGAUGCCAUUCAAAUCACUGAAGUUGACAUGGUGCUAAACAGUUUUCAAAUGAUCUCUCUUCACGAUAUGCUUUCUCUAUGCCAUCGAUCAUGUGCAAAGCAUAGGGUCUAGAACAAUAAUUGAAAGGGGCUCAGAUGGUGGAACACAUUCGACGGUCACUCAAUUCUUGCGCCCUAAUGCGGCUGCGUUUUCCGCCUUAUGGAUGCGCUGGCGCCUCUCACAUCGGCAAUAUCGGUACCAAUAGUGGCCGAUACCGAUAUUUGCCUAAACCUGGAAUAUCGACCGAUAUCUGUCUAUCCAUAUCAAGUAGCCUUAAAGAAAAUGUUUCACAUGUUUGUCACACGGCUAUAAAAUUUGUGCCAUUACCUUAUGAAAUGUACUUGUAAAGUUGUAGGCAAUCAUUUUGGAAAAUGCAUCUUUCAUUACUCCAUUUUGUUUUCACUUUCUAGUAUCUACUUAAUCUUAUAUGAGUGUGCAUGUCUAAAUAAUUUAGCGCGCCCUCUUUUAAAUACUGACAGAUUAGGUGCAAUAUGUAGGUGAAAGUACCAUGAAUUAUGUUUUUCUUCUUUUUGAUGCGGUUUCCAGUAUUGCUAAUGUUUUUUUCUGUACACGACUUUUCUUCUUCGGCUAGUUGUUGGCAGUUGUUAAGCUUUCUAGGCUACUAUUUUGUGCUAGAUUGAUUUUAGGUCUACAGUUUAAUGUGUUUCUAGUGUAAACAGACUGCACCUGCAGUUUCAGCAAUGCAAAUACUGCAUUUUCUGAGGGGCAAUGUAUGCAGAACCAAUGUUCAGUCUUGGCACUCAGAAUGAAGAUCCUUAACUCUUCCUGUAGAUCUGCAUCUCUACGAGGAAAUGCUGAUUAGCACUGAUUGUUGCACAUGUGCACUGGUCUCUAUUGGGAAAGCAGUGGAUUGGAAGAGAUCCGUAAUGCUACAGAGAGAGAGUAUUUAAAUCUAGCUUAUACUACAGGGUCGUUGAAUGCUUCAAUCUGGUUGAAGAACGUUCUAAGGUGUGCAUUAUUUUCAGGGAGACGCACGGCUAAAGUAGUUCCAGACAGGUUUUGACCGCAUUACAGUUGCGUAAGAAAUUAGUCCUGCAUACAAGAGCGUUUUAAUGACAAAAACUUGACAAAUGUCUUGAAAUACAUCUGAACAAUGUUUCGAGGUAAGGUAACUGUAGUAUAAGCGGAAUAAUUGACUCCAGGCCGUUGAAUUAUUAGAAAAAAAAUAACGCAUACCCGAGGUGUAACGGCCACUCCGCUUUGCGGUUGUGCAUUAUUUUUUUAAACAGCCUGUCGUCAAUUAUUCCUUAUCACAUGCUUCAUUGUAGUAAUAGGUUUUGUUCAAUUUUCUGGUUUUGUCAUUUAAUGCUUUAAGAUGUUACUCUAAGCAUCAUAACUACUACAUCCUUCUCUAGUGGCCAUGCCACAAUUACCAUGGCCCAGUUCCCCGGUAAUGGGGCAAAAUAUUAACAAACUUGCACCCAUACUCCUUGGUGGUCUGCAGUGCUGUAAAAGUCAGGUGCAGUCACCAUUCAUUAGCUGAGAGAAUCAGCUGACCACUCCUAGCCAACAAUGGACAUGCUGUGCAAGAAAGUUGCCAUAAAUUGACAGUUCUGAGCUGGCUGGCAUCUCAGUGAUGCUGGCAGCGGAAGUAGUUAAAUUCUGUUCAUACAGGUACCAGGACCACUUCAAAUCACUGUAGUGGUCUUGGUGCUUGGAAUAAUCCUUUACCCCCUUAAGGACCAAGCUUCUGGAAUAAAAUGGAAUCAUGACAUGUCAGACAUGUCAUGUGUCCUUAAGGGGUUAAACAUGCUAUUGAAGCAAGGUACAUAUUUGAUUUAAAGUGUUUCUUGUUUUUUUCUUUGUUUUUGUUUCCCUAAAAAUUGCAUAUCUGUAUAGUUUCAUGUCCAUACUCAACAACCUCAUAAUUGAAGAUGCGGAAUAAUGCUUAAAUAAAUUGAGUGACAUGUUGACAAGCAAGACUGUAUUACUUCUAAAAUCUCUUAAAUGUUCUAUAAAGGGCAAUUUUUGCAUUUUAUGACUUUGCUUAUGACAAAAAAUACACUGGCAUUCCAAAUAGGGGAUUAAUGUAUUCUUGGUGGAAUUGAUUCAGUUGUCAUGAACCUAUUAUUGUAACUUUAGAAGUCAUAGCGUAGCAUCACUGAUCAAGUCUCGAGAGAUAAGCCACAGACUGAUGCAAAGGACUGAAACAGAAAACCCACGGCGGGACCAAGCUGAUGUAACGCUAAGACAGACCGAGAAUUCUACAGGGAUGCGGUGUAGCAAGCACCACUCAUCUCAGGGAAAAUACAAUAGAAGGAUAAUUUAUACAGGAAAUACUACACCAAAACUAGGUCAUGUGGGAGAGCUUUUAUUUAUUUAUUUUCAGGUACCUCAGAGCACUAAUGUGAAUCUUCAUCAGAGGGGAUGGGUUGUGAGGAGACGAGUGGUAGGUUUAGAUUGUGCUUGUAGUAAAAGAACGUGGAUGGAGGAACUUAUGUUAGCAGUAUGUUUCAUCUAUUGCAUAAAAGGUUGCUUAUUUUUUAUUUUUAUUUUUUUUACAUUUAAAGGACCACUAUUGGCACCCAGACCACUUCAGCUCAAAGUUUUAACCCUUCAGCUGAAAACAUGGCAGUUUCAGAGAAACUGCUAUGUUUACAUUGCGGGUUAAUCCAGCCUCUAGUGGCUGUCUCACUGACUGCCGCUAGAGGCGAUUCUCACUGAAAAUCACAGCGAGAAGACGCUGACGUCCAUAGGAAAGCAUUGAUAAAUGCUUUCCUAUGGGCGGUUUGAAUGCACGCGCGGCUCUUGCCACGCAUGCGCAUUCGGCACUGACGUCGGCAGGAGGAGGAUAGUUCCCCGGCGCUGGAGAAAGCCCAGUGGUAAGGGGGCCGUUUGGGUGAGGGGUGGGACCUAAAACGAGUGUUUUCCUGGCACUAUAGUGGUCCUUUAAUUAAAAUUCAAUGGUUAUAAGUUUGAGUCAAUAUAAAUAGCCAUACAAAUGCUAUUUUCUUUGUUAUAAACAGUGUUUCCAAUUGUUGGACUGCGGCUAUGCAUUGCUUCAUGUUAAAGGUUUUUAUAUAUGCUUGGCUGCUCAAGAGUUGCAGAGUCAUAAUUAUCUUGGCCUAUCUGUUACAGCUCACUCCUUGAGCCUGAGAAAAGUUCAGCGUAUCGCUUGCUCCUUAAGGGUUAAAGGCAGCAACUUAUUCAAAAGCAUGAUUAUUAGUCAGCAUUUGUUUGCAAAAGAGAGAUAUCUUGCUUAGUAAGCUGUAGGAUGAUACUGCAGUUUUCAAGCUAUGGUGUUAUCUUUUCUUUAAAAUAAUAUAUGGGUAGUGAAAAAAAGGAAAUUGGCGGCAUCCCUUUUCUACAGACUUAAUAAUUGUAAAGCUUGCAAAUAGAAAUAGGGUAUUACAUGGUCAAGUAAUGUGAAACUUCAUCUAUUCUCCAUUUAUUAACAGUAAAUUUAGACUUUUGUAUGAUAUGUAAAACUGGAUUUUUUUUUUUAAAUGUCCUGAUAAGAAUUUUUAAGAUGGUUAACCUUUUAAGGAUUCCACAUAAUUCAGUCAAAACAUUUUGACAUUGUUUUGUAGAUCAAUGAAUGUUGAGUGUGAUGUUGCAUGGGAGCAAUUUCUCUGUUUGCUGCUAUUCCUGUUUCUUACCACUUAUUUUGUUUUUCUAGGUGACCUUCCAUGAUGAAGUCACUGUGUUCAAUGUAUGUAAUGAAGAGGAUCGGAAAGGUCCCUGGGAGGAGUAUGCAAGGGAUCGCUGCCGAUUCCAGCGUCGCAUACAUGAAACAGAAGUUGCAAUUGGACAUUGCUUGACCACUGAUCACAGACAAAGGAUUUGGGACUGUAUGAGAGAGAGGUGGGACAGCUAGCACCCCCUAAUCAUCACACUAGGUGCAGAAGUUUUUAUUUUAUUUUUUCAAUGAAAUUUUUUUUAUUUAUUUUUUAUUUUUUCCCUUUUCAAGUCAAUUUGACUGCUCUCCCAAAAUUUGGUGAACAGGAGGGAGAAAACCCAUUUCUCAAUUGUGCUAGAGGUCAUUUAUUCUUUCUUCUAAAAAAAGCGCCUUAAUGAAAUUUUUACGUUAAAAAACAUGGACUUUUCAAUUUCUUUUCUUUUGCAGUGUACUGUCUAAUUAUUAACUUUCCUUCUCUAAAUUGAUAGACUUUAAAACCUGCAUUAUUUUCAUUUAAAAAAAAAAAUUAAUUUGCCAGUAGAAGUCAGCUUUGUCGAAUUAUAAAAGCAUGAACACUUUUUUUUAAACCUACAAACCAUAAUGGCUGCAGCUUUUUUUAGUACUUCUCAGUUACUACCCACAUAUGGCAAACUUAAUUUAUAGGACUUAACCUUAGAAAUAAUAUAUUUAUGUUUUUACCAGAAAAACACAUUAAGUUUAAUCAGAAAUUCCCUUAAAUGCCUCUUAAAAAAAUAUUUAUAUAUUUUUAAACUGUAAAACACAUAAUUUCCCACUUUUCAAUUCUGAUUUUGUACUAAUACAUGGAACUUGUAAAUUUAUUAAACUCGUCAAGCUAGUAACCCUUUUUUCCCAGUCACUGUCAAAAAUAAAAAUAAUCUAUGCUGUGGGAAUUAACGUUUCUGUUGCUUGGUUUUAUUGCCGACAAUACAAUUUAUUCGUGAUUCAAUUUACCAUCCUUUUUGGGACUAGGUAACAUUGUCAGUGUUAUUUUGUAUUCCAUCCUAGCUGUGAAGUUAAACAUUGGAGUGCACCCACAAAACAGUAGCUGUGUGUUAAAAUGUACAAAGAUAAACCCAUUUUUCUAUUUCAAACACAAAUUCAUUUUACUGCUGAAGGAACAGUUUGUUACAACAAACUCUGUACUAUACUACUUUAUCAAGUGACAGUUGGAUACUUUGCUGAAUCAAAACUGCAUAUCUAGCAAGCGCAACAUUUUGACCUGCCACUUAAGAUCUAAAAGUUAAAAAAUAAAUAAAAAUGACAGACUUUCUUAUUUGAAUGCACAAAGCAUACAAAAUAAAAAUGUUAUCUUUCGACAAACCUCUGUAGUUGUGGUUUGAAAAUGGCUGUCUGCAAUUUAUUGAAUACAUAGUUUAUCACCCAGACACUGUACCAUUCCUCACUCACCAUAGCUGCUAUCUGUUGAUACAGAUCCCAGUUCAAAACUGUGUGGGCAAUAAAUAUUUUUUGUUUUUGCACCCCCAGUUUAAAGGAGUUUCUGUGCAAAAUAUAACCGUCUUUAUACAACUGCAAACGUGAGAUGUAAAAAUAGAUUUUCUUCAUUUUGGCAGUUCCUCUGCCACCAACCUGUAAUUUCCUCUUCUGUUCAAUUUAGAAUGUCAUAUCUCAUAAUCUGCCUGCAAGAGCCUUCUGUGUGUGGUUUAAA
This is a messenger RNA of Pelobates cultripes (western spadefoot toad), 9575 nucleotides long. The record is from the annotation of a GenBank genome assembly. Lineage: Eukaryota; Metazoa; Chordata; Amphibia; Anura; Pelobatidae.